GUUUUAGUUUACUCUUUACUAGGCGUCCUUAUAUUAUCCUUGUUAUAACCUUCUUGAAAAGAUUUUUUUGAUAAAAACCGGUCUUGGGUAGUAUGAGUCGUCAAUACAGUAACAGCCGAAGCCGAACACGAAGCCGCGGACGAGUCGAAAGCCGCAAUAGGAACCUCAAUCAGGAUGGACGGCGUAAGCGUAGCAGAAGUACUAGUAGUAGUAGUAGAAGUUCCAGUAGAAGCAGAAGCAGGAGUUAUUCCAGAAGUAGUCGCAGUAGUUACACAAGUUCUGACUCAAGUUCCCGCUCUCGAACCCAUUCUUCCUCCCGUUCCCGUUCUCGCUCUUAUUCUAGAAGUCGUUCGAGGGGUCGUCGCCGAACUUCCUCCCGCUCUCGUAAAAGUGCUAGUCCUGAAAAAAGUCGCAAGUUAUGUGUAAGCAACUUGACUAGAAAUGUUACUCAAGAACACUUGCGUGAGAUUUUUUCUAUGUUUGGUAAAGUUGUAGAAGUUCGCCUGCCGCUGGAUCGCACUCUCGGGAUUCACAAAGGGGUUUCGUAUAUAACCUUUGAAAAAGCGGCCGAAGCCUUGGUUGCCCACGAGCACAUGUUUGGUGGUUCUGCCUGGAUCGACGGUCAGCACAUAAAUUGUGAGUUCGUUUUGGAGCAGCAACGGAAGGCGUCACCUCGUCGCCGCCGAAUCUCCUCCCGAUUCAGAACUCCUCCUCGGAGAUCCCCCCUUUAUCGGCGCCCGUUUAUUGGGAGGUUCAGGUAUAAUGACCGUAUGCCUCGAAGAAACUAUUCCCCUCGACGGCGAGCUUUAUCGCCGCGUUAUAGCCGGAGAUCUCGAACUCGCAGCCGGUCUCGGACGGGCAGUCGCUCGCGAACUCGGUCUCGCUCGAACAGUCCGCGCCGUACCAAGACUGGUGUUGGAAGGGCCCCUCGCAGUAGAAGCCGCAGUCGCCAACGCAACCGCGUCAGUUCUCCGCCUACUAAAAGCGAGGGGGAUCGCCAGGAGAGGACUUGAAUAGACCUGCCUUUUAUAGAAAGCCGAACAUUCUUAUUUAUAUCUUGCUUAUAUAUUUAGGCAGGUAGCGUUGGGGUUUGCUGAUAAUCAAAAGUGUUUAAGAAAUUCUUUAUUUUCUGAUUGCCCUUUUAGGCGUCAGUAAUUGUACAAAUAAAGUUUUUACAA
Molecule: messenger RNA, 1178 nt
Organism: Zophobas morio
Lineage: Eukaryota; Metazoa; Arthropoda; Insecta; Coleoptera; Tenebrionidae
Product: serine/arginine-rich splicing factor 2-like
Exons: 11
Coding region: 93-1013 (306 amino acids)
Biological process (GO): mRNA splicing, via spliceosome
Cellular component (GO): ASAP complex; cytoplasm; nucleoplasm
Molecular function (GO): RNA binding
Source: RefSeq, a predicted model, not a curated record